Messenger RNA from Pelodiscus sinensis (Chinese soft-shelled turtle), 3161 nucleotides. The record is from RefSeq and is a predicted model, not a curated record. NCBI's taxonomy places the organism in Eukaryota, Metazoa, Chordata, Testudines, Trionychidae.
AGAGGGCCAAACAAGAUGAGGCUGAACUUCCCCAGGCAUCUCCAUUGCAGUGCAGGUGCCAGCAGUGAUGACCCUGACAACAAGCCCCACCUACUGAUGCUGAUAGGACAGCCAUAUAAAAGUCAGUGCAGGAGAACGGCCCCAAAGAUGGAAAUGCAGAUAGUCUGGUUCAUGGCCAUCUGUCUCUUUGGAGCAAGAAGCACAGAUGUCCGCCUCAAUCAGACACUGAGUGUGGUAGAGGAGAGAGAAAAAACAGUACAACUACAAUGUGAACAAAAUGCUGAUCAUGAUUAUAUGUAUUGGUACCAACGGCAUCAGGGCAAAGGAUUGCAUCUGAUCUAUUACUCCUAUGAUACAUCUGAAGUAAAGCAAGGAAAUAUUUCUGAGCGAUUCAAAGCCACCCGACUGCAAACUCAGCGCUUUCACUUAAACAUCUCAUCCUUGAAGCCUGAGGACUCAGCUGUUCUUAUUCUGUUGGUGGAACUGGAGGGCAAAUGGAAGGAGGACAGAAGUAAAACAGACUACAUUCUGAGACUGAGAGAAGAAGUGGAAGCUCCCUGGAUCCAGCCUGAGAAAGGAAAAGCCUAUGACAGGAGCAUUCUGACUGGAAGAAAGAAAAUACCAUCUGCUGUCCCUGUUGAUGAUGAUGACAAGAUUGUGGGGGGCUACACCUGCUCUCUCCCCUAUCAAGUGUCCCUAAAUUCUGGGUACCACUUCUGUGGGGGCUCUCUCAUCAACAGCCAGUGGGUUGUGUCAGCUGCUCACUGCUACAAAUCCCGCAUCCAGGUGAGGCUUGGGGAGCAUAACAUUGAUGUGCUGGAAGGGGACGAGCAGUUCAUCAACUCCCUUAAAAUCAUUCGCCACCCCAAAUACAAUUCAAGGCUCCUGGAUAAUGACAUUAUGCUCAUCAAGCUGGCAACCCCGGCUACCUUGAACUCCCGUGUCACAACCAUCUCCCUGCCCUCUGCCUGUGUGGCUUCUGGGACUCGGUGCCUGAUCUCUGGGUGGGGAAACACCCUCAGCAGUGGCAGCAAUUACCCUGAGCUUCUUCAAUGUCUGGAUGCACCAGUGCUGACAGAUGCCGAGUGUAGUGAAGCUUACCCAGGACAAAUCACUACCAACAUGAUCUGCGUGGGAUUCCUGGAGGGUGGCAAAGACUCCUGCCAGCUCCUUGUCAUUGUGACCAACGAUAAAGUCUAUUUUGGCACAGGCACAAAACUCACUGUGAUAGUUUGGCUCCGGGACACGAGUGACAGUAUUAGAUACCUUUGUUACCUCCAACUUCCAGGCUGUGAUUCAAAUGCCUACAUUUCCAAAGGGUUGCCAAUAGCAAGCUGCCAUUUCUCCAGGUGGGUUUGGGAUACAAGGAAGGGUGAAAGGAGCCAAGAACAGCAUAAAUGGGAAAUGGCAGCCCCUUGGGGGCAGUGGUGUUUCCAGGCGGUGGGUCUAUCACUGUGUAACUAUGCUGAAGUUAAUUUCGGCGAGGGCACCCGGCUCACAGUACUAGAGGAUGGGCUCAAAAUCACUGCCCCCACAGUGGCCAUCUUUCCCCCAUCAAAGCAGGAGAUCAACGACAAGAAGAAGGCCACUCUGGUAUGUCUGGCUACGGAUUUCUACCCCGACCACAUCAAGCUGGUUUGGAAGGUGAAUGGUGAGGAAAGGAAAGAAGGGGUGAAGACAGAAGAAUCUGUCAGGGAUGAAAGCUCAAAAAGAUACUCACUGACCAGCCGCUUGAGGGUCUCAUCUCAGGAAUGGUUCAACUCCAAGAUCGUAUUCAAAUGCUCUGUUGACUUCUACACAAAUAUGACCCAAAUAUAUGCUAAAGAGAUCCGUGGUGGAACUGACUGCAGUGUCUCAGAAGAGUCAUAUCUGAGAAGUGCCAUCGCUGGGAAAAGUGUGUACAUUCUGCUCAUUUUCAAGAGUGCCUUGUAUGGGUUCUUUCUAAUGGGGCUAGUGUUAAGAAAUAAGCAAGUGCACUAGAAGGCAGCUGGUCUGAAGGUGAUGGGCGGCAGCCCUGAAGAGGGUGGAGCUGCAGCUGCAUUAGCUUUGCAAGUCCUGAUUUGUUUCUAGAAACUGCACAGUACUUAGGCUUUUGAUACAAUAAAUGCACAGACAGAGCAAUUUGAGGUUGUCUGCCUGUAUUUACUUGUUGGAAACAGAAGCUUCUGAUAAGCACUUAAGCAAUCCUUUGUGAAGUUCUCUGCAUUGAUUUUUGUUAGCCACUGAAGUACAAAACAAAACUAUCUGACAUUCACAGUAUUGGGAGAACACGGUGUGUUGAACUAGCUUUGUGAAGACAUGAGCAAAUGUUGUCACCCUCUAACUGAGGAGUCUCAAACUCAAUUUACCUUAGGCCAGUGCCAGUCCUCAUAUCCUCCUAGCAGGCCAGCAGGCAUCUCCCUCUGGCAGGCUCUGGGUGGGGUUAGCAGGUCUCCGUACAUUGCCCCCUACAUCCAUAUGUGUCCAGGACCACCUGCUUAUUCAUGCACUCCCCAGACAUGCCUGACACCUCUGGACGAUUUAAAAUCUGCUGGAGGCUCCCACUGCCCCCACCAGCAGCACAGUAGGGCUAGAGCAGUGGUCCCCAAGCUUUUGGGGCUGCCACGCGCCCGGGGCAGGGGCUGCCCAUGCACUUCGCACCCAGAGCCAGCACCAGCAUGUGUCACGUGCCCAGAUUGUUUAGCAGGUGCACAUAAAUGCCCUGGUGGGUGCCAUGGUGCCUGAGGGCACAGCGCUGGGGACCACUGGGCUAGAGUGUCUUCCAUCUGCUAGCUCCAUGUCUCUGGCCUGCGUAAGAUGUGUGCAGAGCCAUCCUGUUCAUACCUGUAAGCUGCAAAACUAUUCACUCAUAUUGUGAGACGGACUAGAUCUCAGAGAUACCACCGCUCCUGAUUUGAUCACAAGCCUCCUGAUAAUUGAGGCAGUUUUCUUUCUGGAAAGCACUAGCCACAUUAUUAGAAUUAAGCCAGAUCUAGGAACUUCACUCCCUGAUGCCUCAUGCACCACUGUCAAUUGUGAUCAUUCUGACUUAGCAGGUUAUGCUUGUUUGUUGGUGCCUGGCAUUAGAAGAGAAUCCCAACUUUGUUUUAGUCUUUUUUUUUCUUUUUUUUUUUUAAUAAAGAUGUUAGGUCAUAUAGUGAUAUAUGGUCAUAUUUGGUAUA